This is a messenger RNA of Halteromyces radiatus, 466 nucleotides long. RefSeq lists its product as uncharacterized. Lineage: Eukaryota; Fungi; Mucoromycota; Mucoromycetes; Mucorales; Cunninghamellaceae. The transcript is spliced from 2 exons. The record is from RefSeq and is a predicted model, not a curated record. Bases 69 to 329 code for a protein of 86 amino acids.
UUUUUUUUCCUUUCACUUUAUCUUUACUUUUUUUUCUUUUUCCUUCUUCUUCUUCUUCUGAUAUCCAUAUGUCUCCUAUCAUGUUUUUUCCUGCUACAUGUGAACUUUGUGGUCAUUGGAUUCCUCAGCAUGCUGGGAGUUGUCCACGUAAUGGGGUUCAUCCAUCACAAUGGUCAAUUAUAUCUUCCUGUUCAUUAUUAUCGUCUUCCAUAAAAGAAGAACAAUAUCAUCAAGAGAAUCAUCUAUUUUCAUUUGUUUGUCCAGAUCAUGAGACAAUCAUGGAUGAUGACCAAAAAAUAGAUGUCACUAUCGACAUGAUGACUUUUUAAAAUAAUCAUUCAACCUCAAGUAUCUAUUUUAUUUCUAUUUUGGUCAUCUAGUUCCUUCCCUUAUUAUUACCUUUAUUAGAAAAAAUAAACAAAUUCAAUCCAUCAAAUAAGAAUAAAUAAAAGUCCAUUGUUUCUCG